Molecule: messenger RNA, 2376 nt
Organism: Anneissia japonica
Lineage: Eukaryota; Metazoa; Echinodermata; Crinoidea; Comatulida; Comatulidae
Exons: 6
Coding region: 105-1973 (622 amino acids)
Biological process (GO): peptidyl-proline hydroxylation to 4-hydroxy-L-proline
Cellular component (GO): endoplasmic reticulum
Molecular function (GO): procollagen-proline 4-dioxygenase activity; iron ion binding; L-ascorbic acid binding
Source: RefSeq, a predicted model, not a curated record
AAUUUGCUGAUGCUUAAUCUCAUAUAGGCCGAUAACCCGGAAGCUGGACUUUGGUACACUGAUACAGUGUAAGUUGCCUACCAUAUUGUUCGUAUGCACACAAAAUGCCGAAACGUAGACCAAAAUCAAAACCAAAACCAGUAGCAGUAGUAAAAGCUGAUGAUUUGUCGAAGUUAAGUGAAGUAGGCCUAUCCGAUGAUGGACGGGCCAGUGAUUGGCCUACUGACAACUCUACGCCAGUAUUGACAAGAACUGAGAUCAUAGACAAGCAAAUCGUCGAAUCAAGUCGAAUAGGAAUACUAAGUAUCACAUUUGCCUUAGGAUUAGCUUUAGGUGUUGGACUCGGCGUGCUCACCUGUAAAUAUUAUAAUUUUGUUGAGACAAAAGUGGUCAAAGACCACUGUGGACAAUUUAAAUCAUCCCUGGAUGCUGAAACCUUGGCAACCGAACAAAUUGCAGGAGGAGAGAGCGUUGUCGACGAUGUAUCCUCUCCAGGUUACGUGAAGGCAGAAACAUUUCAAAAUAUACCCCCACGUGAUCCAGAGAAUGACGUAGGUUUAAAAUCUCAAAAAAUAGAAUUUACGAACUUUGAAGGAGUCAAUUUGAAAGAAGUGUCUGAAAAAUCUUAUUCUAGGUCAGCAGACGAAUUAGGCUUUCAAAAGAAACAGGACCAAAUAAUAUACGAAGAAUCAAUCAUUGUUGGGAAGGAAAGUUAUCAAACAAACGACCAUCUAAGAGAAAAUAGGCCUACUAAUUGGCCAAUGCCUGAUGAUUAUCAAGAAAAUGAGUUAAAAGAAAGUAAUAAGGAAGACAAGAAGGACAGUAAAGAUAGGCCUAAUAAAGGCCACCAGCAUCAAUUUGAAGCCGAAUCUGCGACGAAUCUGGAAGCAUCAACACCACAAAUACUCAAAACGAUUACAUUUAAAGAUGGUAAACUACAAGAUAAAAAAACCACAGACAAAAAAUCUUCAAGUCAAAAAUUAACAACUCCGGAAUUCAAAAUGAAAGAAUCUAAUAAAAACGACGAAAUAAAGAAUUUAAAAGCUGCCGCCGUGUCGCACACACCCACGUAUCUGCAACGAUUAAAAGUACGAAACGUCCGAGUGGGCGGGAAUGUCGUCACACCACAAGAAUUGACAAAUGGAACAGCACCAAUUAGAGCAUAUAUAUACGAAAAUUUUCUAACACCUAAAGAAUGCGAGGGGCUUAUGGGAGUCCAUAAUCGUCACGUAAUUGAAUCUAAUAAAGAUCAUCCGAUUGUCUGCUUCGAUGGCAUCAGUACUUUGCGAAAACAUUUAAAAGCCGCCAAAAGCAAAUACAAGGUGUCACAGAGAGAUUUCACAAAUGGAACAACGUGUGUUAAUGUUACAUUCUCAAAGAAGUUGAAAAAGCUUUUGAAGUGGUCCUACAGCACUGCUUUUUAUCCAGGUGAAAGCAAAUUUUCAACGAUAUUUGAACAACGCGUCUUGGAAGCCACUGGAUUGAAACCAGAAAAUGGAGGGAAAUUCCAAAUUACGUCAUACCAAGAAGGCAUUGGAUACAAGACCCAUACAGAUUGUACCAUUGGUUCAGCCGAGAAACGAGACAGAGUUGCUACCAUUUUGGUUUAUUUGCAGGAUGUCGAUGAAGGUGGCGAAACUAAAUUCCCAGAAUUAAACAUCAGCGUCCGCCCGGUGAGGGGGCGUGCUCUCGUAUGGAAUAACAUGAACUCGGCCGGAGACUGCCAACCCCUGUCCCUCCACGAAGCUGCCCAGGUCAAAAAAGGACAUAAGUACAUUCUGCAAAGAUGGUAUUACUACGAAAGUUUUUAUCAUCUCGGCAAGCGGCCGUCGGAGCCGAAUCUUCCUGACAGAAAUGUUGGUCAGCCACGUGUUUCGUGUGACGAGUACGAGAAUGGUAGCUGUCGAUGGUACGAUGAAUGGAACUACGAUCACAUUAUUGAUUAUCGGUCAUCCAAAUCCAGUUUACUUUAAAGCUAUAUAAAGAAAUUGCAAUAGUCUGUUACUCUGUAAGCUCGUUAUGUUCUCAGCAAUGACGACCAGCGGGAGAGGGAGAAACGCAGACAAGGGGAAACAGCGGUUGCCCGGCCACAUCCCCGUCUGCCAUGAUGACUAGGCUAAUUGGACCAAAAAAUAUUCUUUGGAAUACAUCUAUAAAAAAAAUGUUAAAAAAAGUCUCGGUAACAUCGCCCAGUGACCCCCAUUAACAUUAGUGCGUCGCCCCUGGGCCCCGCUGGACUCCCACAGAAUUGGUCAGGCUUUGUUCUCUGAAUGUAUCCGAGAGUCACCAUACCACUUCUGAGGCAUCUGGAGUCUAUUUCCUGCUCUCGAUAUUAACAUUAAUGCUAUACAGUAAUUAAAGUGGUCAUUCUCUAAA